Messenger RNA from Penicillium crustosum, 2202 nucleotides. RefSeq names its product fungal specific transcription factor domain-containing protein. The transcript is spliced from 7 exons. The coding region runs from base 1 to 2202 and encodes 733 amino acids. The record is from RefSeq and is a predicted model, not a curated record. Gene Ontology annotation, biological process: DNA-templated transcription. NCBI's taxonomy places the organism in Eukaryota, Fungi, Ascomycota, Eurotiomycetes, Eurotiales, Aspergillaceae. Gene Ontology annotation, molecular function: DNA binding; zinc ion binding.
AUGGACCACUCUCGGAUCCCGUUGCCCCCAACGGAAGACAGCGCAUCCCAUAUCUUGACGUUUCCCCAGGGGAGAAAACUGCCAGCCGGCCUUUCUGAAAUCUGGAAUAAUGACCUGCCUGGACAGAUCAAAUGUGACAGGGAACAAAUCUGCCGCAGCUGCGCGGAUAGUAAAAUCCUUUAUCUACGAACGCGUCGAAGGAAGCGCCGUACCAUCCCGUUAAACAAGAAAAGUUAUUCGACCAACCCACGGGCAUUGUCGCAGAAUCUUGGUGAGACCACAGCACCUGGCGAUUUGGGCCAUUUUUCUUGCUUCCAUGCUGCCAAUAUCACAGACCGGGGAUUCAACGGGGCAAAGUCCUCGGUAGACGAGGGGGAUGAGAUAUCCCAGAACCGAGCCAACCCUCAGUUGACAGCUUCUUCGCGGGUUAAUACCAGCCCGGUAUUCAUACCUGACGAUCCUACCUCCGACCUAGUUGAAACCAGGGACUGCACAAGCAAUUUGAUUCGACAGGAGCUUGCUUCCCAUGGAAACCUUUCCCCAGACCAAGUCCACAUCCUUGAGUCAGCUCUCUCGCUUGUUGGGAAAUUUGCGUCCUCAUCCCAUAGUGUAGAAGAUACACAGGAUGAGCACCAUGCAGAUAAUGAAGUACCUUCGACGGAACUUCCAAUGGAAGUGUUUUAUAUGUUACUUCACGCACCGUUCAAAGAAGGGCCUCUUGGUCAAGAAUCUGGAUGGUAUGCGAACUGGCCGGAUCACAUCUCGCCCAAGAUCUUGGAACGCAAUUGCUUGGCCCUGGGUAACCUCACCGUGGGAAGCCAACUUGCUCUUCAAUACACAUUGUGUAUCCUUUCUAAAGCCACAAUAUUUGUCAGUCGCUGGCUACGCUUCUGUACAUCUGAAGGUUUGGUGGACCGUCUCGAGCGAUCAAGAAGGUCGUACAUCGCUUCCGGUCUCCGAUGUUUGAAAGAGAUUGAUUUCACCAGGACACCAAGUCUCCCAAUGCUCCAAGCACUACUCUCAGGUGCUUCUCUUGUACAGCUUCUCGGUGAAACUAGUCGCUCGUGGUUUUUGACUGCGUUAGCUGCUAGGAGCCUUGUGGCUCUAGGAUAUCACCACUUAUCCCCAAUUUUCCUUGCCAGCAACGACGGAUCCGAAAUUCGGCAGACUGUAUAUUGGUGCUAUUACAUGGAUAAGACAUUAAGCAUGCUCCUGGUUCGACCAUCCUCUUUACCGGACUUGCCGUUUGACCCAGCGACGUUGGUGCACCUCGACCCCAAGAACCCUUUGACUUAUAAAGUAAAGAUCCUGGUGCGACUCGCCCAAAUCCAAGAUUCCUAUCUUGCUGCUCUGAUUCGGAGGCAAAACAAUCGCCCCUGCCCACCAGAGCUUGUGGAAUCUCUUCGACUGAAGCUAGCUUCUGUUCGCCAAGACAUCCUAGAGUCUCGCUCUCGAUACAUCCACCUACCUGCUCUCAAAGCUGAGUGGGAUGCUGUUGACUUUACAUACUUCUCGAUAGCCACCACUGUCCUUCGUCUCAAUUCAAUAUCCUUGCAUGAUCAGGCCACACGUGAAGAGUGUGUACAAUAUGCACGGAAAGCUCUGUGGUCAAUGCAAGAGUGUUGUGCACUUAUCUCUAGUAACUCAAAAUUCACGACAGAUUAUCUUUUCUGGACCGUCCUCUUGUACCCUCUUACUCCUUUCUUUGUGAUCUUCUGCAAUUUUGUUGCUACUUCAAAUUUUCAUGAUCUAAUGCUUCUGAAAGACGCCACUGCAACGAUUUCUAGUAUCCCAGAGCAUUUCCUAUUCAGCAAAAACCUUCAAAAAUUGUUGAGUCAAUUAAUCGCUCUUUGUUCGCAUCUUGAGACCCCAUGGAAGCACACCCAGAUUGACGAAAGGGAGAAAGAUCCAGGACCAAGUUGCAAAACACCACAAUUGCCUCUUCCUUCUCCCAUUACGACAUCAAAUGGGGCCGUGAUUAGUGAACUGUCUCAUAUGAGAACGACAUCCGACACAUCUGUUACACCGGGUACAAACAUGAGUCCGCAGGUUACCCUUGCAUCGUUUGGACAAGAAGGCGCUCAUGCUGAACCAAAAAGAAACUCGAUCUGGGAUGACGAGCGGCUGUGGGAGUUGUUCAGCGUUCAGCCGUCUGUAGAAUGGUUUGAUUCAGACUACUUCACGAAUUUCAUAAGCAGCUAA